GUCAAACUGUUUCAGCGAUACGCCCCCCACUUCUCCCGUGUCCUCACCCUCCUUUUUCAUUCUCUCUCUCUCUCUCACUUCAUCACUUUUAGAUCUUCAACAUUUUCCCCCACAUUUUCAUCACUUAAAUCCUAAUCGAAGUUUCAGUAGAAAACUAGAAAUCCCAACUAAGAACGGGCUGAUCUUUACACUCAAAUACUUUAUCAUGUAUAAUCCAAAACCCACUUCAAGAUUUAUCCUUUUCUCCUUAGUCCUCCUUCUCUUGCUCAGCUUCUUGUCUCCGUCAAUAUCGUCCGAACUGGAUUUAUCUGAUGAAGAUGGUGAUGACGUGGAAGCUUUAGAAGAACUCAUAGCAUUGGACGAACAAGAAGAUUCACAGCAGCAAAACGCUGAAUCUGAGUUUGUAAGUAAAGCCCAAAGAAUAGUACUCGAACUUAACAAUGACAAUACUAAAAGGGCAAUUGAUGGGAAUGAGUAUGUACUGGUUUUGGGUUACGCCCCGUGGUGCGUUAGGAGUGCUGAGCUAAUGCCGAAAUUUGCUGAGGCUGCUACUGCUUUAAAAGAAUUGGGAAGUCCUCUUUUAAUGGCUAAGAUUGAUGCUGAACGUUACCCUAAGAUUGCUUCAACUCUUGAUAUCAAAGGAUUCCCUACUCUGCUUCUGUUUGUUAACGGCACUUCUCAACCUUAUACUGGUGGAUUCUCCGCGGAAGAACUUGUUAUCUGGGCAAGGAAGAAGACAGGGGUACCUGUUAUUAGAAUUAGCUCGGAUGCUGAGGCGAGCCAGUUUCUCAAUAAGUAUUCCAUGUUUGUGGUUGGUCUUUUUGAUAAAUCUGAGGGACCUGAUUAUAAUGAAUUUACAAAAGCAGCCAAAAUGGACAAUGAAAUUCAGUUUGUGGAAACUAGCAAUGCAGAGAUUGCCAAGCACCUCUUCCCCAAUUUUAAGCCAACCAAUCUUUUCCUUGGUCUUGUUAAAAGUGAGCCAGAGAAAUACUCUGAAUAUGAAGGAACCUUCAGUACAGAAGGAAUCUUGCAGUUUUUGGAUGAUAACAAGUUCCCCUUAAUUACAGUACUUACUGAACUUAAUGCUGCAAGAGUUUACUCCAGCUCAAACAAACUUCAGGUAUUGAUCAUUGCUGAGCCUGAUGACUUCAAGAAAAAUGUAGAACCUUUGCAAGACGUUGCAAGAAAGUUCAAAUCACAGAUAAUGUUCAUAUUUGUAGAUAUUAGAGAGGACAAUCUUGCAAAACCCUUCCUUACUAUGUUUGGUCUUGAAGAAUCAAAAGACUCUGUUGUAAUAUCUUUCAACUACCGCAGCAACUUGAAGUAUUUGUUAGAGUCAGAUGCCACACCAACAAGCAUAGAAGAUUUCUGUUCAGGUCUUCUGAGUGGGAGUGUGUCACCAUACUACAAAUCACAACCAAUUCCUGAUAAUAAGAACAUGAGCAUUCUGACAGUUGUUGGUAAGACCUUUGAUGAAUUGAUCAUGAACAGUCCCGAAAACAUUCUUCUAGAGAUAUACACACCGUGGUGCAUAACUUGUGAAACCACAAGCAAACAAAUGGAGAAGUUGGCUAAGCAUUUCAAGGGUUUGGCGAACUUGAUCUUUGCAAGGAUAGAUGCUUCCCUAAAUGAACAUCCAAACUUACAGGUUGAUGACUAUCCAACACUUCUUUUCUACUCAGCAGAUGACAAGACAAAGCCGAUACAAUUUCCUACAAAAUCAAGUGCAAAAGAUUUGGCUGCUCUCAUCAACAAGAAUUUGAAAGCACAUGAUCCUGAAAUCAGAGAUGAACUAUAGGAAAAGGUUUCUUGCAGGGACAAGAUAAUUUGUUUGAAGACGAAGAAAAUUAUACAGCAUACAUAGAUGUCGUGCCAGUUAUAUGAGUAGAUAUUUCAUAGAGUUGCUCAAUGAAUGAAUUGAGUUGAGAUAGACGUCCACUGUUGAGUAGACUAGUAGUACUUCUCCAAUUAGCAAAUUAACUUUAUUUAAAUGAAUAUUUCUGUAACCCCUUCCAAAAUCUGAAUUUAAACUCUUGUAAAAACAUGCAGACAGAAUAUAUCUCGCUGGAAUACCCAAGCAUGGACGGAGCUCGUAUAAGAGAA
Molecule: messenger RNA, 2103 nt
Organism: Nicotiana attenuata
Lineage: Eukaryota; Viridiplantae; Streptophyta; Magnoliopsida; Solanales; Solanaceae
Product: protein disulfide isomerase-like 1-6
Exons: 12
Coding region: 206-1798 (530 amino acids)
Biological process (GO): response to endoplasmic reticulum stress; protein folding
Cellular component (GO): endoplasmic reticulum
Molecular function (GO): protein disulfide isomerase activity
Source: RefSeq, a predicted model, not a curated record